Paraglomus brasilianum is the source of this 389-nucleotide messenger RNA. NCBI's taxonomy places the organism in Eukaryota, Fungi, Glomeromycota, Glomeromycetes, Paraglomerales, Paraglomeraceae. The record is from the annotation of a GenBank genome assembly.
UCGAAGCUCUAAGCCAAGGACAGUCGAUCUACUACCUCUCAAUUAUGAUUCAGCAAAUGUUUGAUCUUUUCGCUGUAAAGGGCAGAUUUGGCUUACCAUUUGGCAAGUUUAUGUUCUCAAAUCCGCGCAAUUUCAUCGGUAUUUUCCUCGGCGGAUGUUUGGCAAUGUCCGUCGUCUAUAUUCCUCCUGUAAACACGGCAUUAGGGUCGAGUUACAGACUAAGUCCAUUAUACUGGCUAGUACCUAUUAGCGGAGGUGUCACUAUGCUGUUGUACGUUUCUGCUCGUAUCUUAAUCCUCCGCCGACGUCAUAGGUCUCUGAUUAGCGGGGAAAUAACUGAUCUUCAAAUGAUGCCUACUAUAUAUUCCGAAUUUGAAAAGAAGGUUUAA